This is a messenger RNA of Drosophila hydei, 762 nucleotides long. RefSeq names its product tropomyosin-like. Bases 1 to 762 code for a protein of 253 amino acids. Gene Ontology annotation, cellular component: actin filament. The transcript has a single exon. Gene Ontology annotation, molecular function: actin filament binding. NCBI's taxonomy places the organism in Eukaryota, Metazoa, Arthropoda, Insecta, Diptera, Drosophilidae. The record is from RefSeq and is a predicted model, not a curated record. Gene Ontology annotation, biological process: actin filament organization.
AUGUCGAUACUGAGCCGACAGGGCCUCAUAUUGGAUACGCUCAAGCAUAAGAUACAGUUGGCCAAGCAUGAUCUGGAUCGCUAUAAGGAGGACUAUAGCCACUGCCAGCAGAGGCUGCAGCGAGAGCUGCAGCGUCGCGGCCAAUUGGAGGAGAGCUACAUGGAGCUGCAGCAGCGCAAUGUGCAGCUGGAGGAUGAGCUGAAGCUGGCGCUGAACCGCGUGGCCAGACACCAGGCGACGGUGAGCGAGACCCGCGGCGCUCUCAACGAAAGCGAUCGGCUGCGCAAGGCGCUGGAGCAGCGCGAUCAGCUGCAGUCGGAGAAGAUCGAGCUGCUCGUCUGGGAGCUGGCCAAGUUGGAGCGUCAGGCGAAGGAGGCCGACCGCACGGCCCAGUACAGCGGCCAGCGAGCCGAGCAGCUCUGCCGGCGCCUGACGAGCAGCGAACAGCAGCUGGAGGAGAGUCGCGCCAGCCAGGCCCUGCUGCAAUCGGAGCUGGACGCAGCGGCCCAGAACUUGCACUGCGUGGAGCGGGCAUUCGAGCAUUCAACGCAGCAGGUGCAAGACUUCGAUCGGCAGGUGACCAAGCUGAAGCAGCAACUGCAGGAGAGUGAACGACGCGCCCACCAGGCUGAGCUCACGGCCGAGCAGCUGCAGCUGACCUCCGAUCAGCUGGAGCGGCGGCUCGAGGAGCGUUUCGAGUAUCGCUUGCGCCAGCGGCUCCACAAGCUGGACCUGCAGCUCGUGGCCAAAGAGAACGCCUAA